Molecule: messenger RNA, 1299 nt
Organism: Schizophyllum commune H4-8
Lineage: Eukaryota; Fungi; Basidiomycota; Agaricomycetes; Agaricales; Schizophyllaceae
Exons: 2
Coding region: 1-1299 (432 amino acids)
Molecular function (GO): oxidoreductase activity, acting on the CH-OH group of donors, NAD or NADP as acceptor; NAD binding
Source: RefSeq, a predicted model, not a curated record
AUGGCCCAGGCCGCGUCCGGGAACGUGCGGCAGCCAAAGGUCCUCCACCCGGUAGAGAACGAAAACCUGCGCCUGCUCCUCCUCGAGAACAUCUCCCAGGAGGCCGUCAAGCGUUUCCGCUCGGAGGGCUUCCAUGUCGAUCACCACACCAAGGCCAUGUCCGAGGAGGAGCUCCUCGAGAAGAUCCCCCAGUACCACGCCAUUGGCAUUCGCAGCAAGACUAAGAUCACUGCGAAGGUGAUCAAGGCUGCGACCAAGCUGAUCGUCAUCGGCUGCUUCUGCAUCGGCACGAACCAGGUCGACCUCGAGACCGCCGCCCGCGCAGGCAUCCCCGUCUUCAACUCCCCCUUCUCCAACUCCCGCUCCGUCGCCGAGCUUGUUAUGGGCGAGCUCGUCGUUCUCUCCCGCCAGCUCUUCGACCGCUCGGGCGAGCUCAAGGCCGGCAUCUGGAACAAGCAGUCCAAGGGCUGCUGGGAGAUCCGUGGCAAGACCCUGGGCAUCGUCGGCUACGGCCACAUCGGCUCGCAGCUCUCCGUGCUCGCCGAGUCCUUCGGCAUGCGCGUCCUCUUCCACGACAUCGUCAACCUCAUGCCCCUCGGCUCGGCGCGCCAGGUCGAGAACCUGAACGCGCUGCUAAACGAGGCGGACUACGUGACGCUGCACGUCCCCGAGACGCCGGAGACGAUCAACAUGAUGGGCCGCGAGCAGUUCGCGCAGAUGAAGAAGGGCGCGUACCUCCUGAACAACGCGCGCGGCAAGGUCGUCGACAUCCCCGCGCUCAUCGACGCGCUCAAGGCGGGUCACGUCGCCGGUGCCGCCAUCGACGUCUUCCCCCGCGAGCCCGGCGCGAACGGCGCGCCCUUCGACGACGAGCUCAACAGCUGGGCCUCCACCCUCCGCGCGCUCCCCAACGUCAUCCUCACCCCGCACAUCGGCGGCUCGACGGAGGAGGCGCAGCGCUCGAUCGGCGAGGAGGUCUCCGCCGCGCUUACCCGCUGCCUCUGGUACGGCUCGACCGUCGGCGCGGUCAACUUCCCCGAGGUCGACCUGCGCGCGAUCUCCGCGGACGAGAACGACCGCGUGCGCAUGUGCUACGCGCACAAGAACGUGCCCGGUGUGCUGCGCCAGGUCAACGACGCCCUCGCGUCCUUCAACGUCGAGAAGCAGUACUCCGACUCCAAGGGCGACAUCGCAUACCUGUUGGCAGACAUCGCUGAUGUCGGCCCCGACGACCUCAAAACCCUCCGCGACCGCAUCAACGCGACGGAGGCCAACAUUGUCACCCGUUUCCUCGCAUAG